Molecule: messenger RNA, 1008 nt
Organism: Mya arenaria
Lineage: Eukaryota; Metazoa; Mollusca; Bivalvia; Myida; Myidae
Product: myosin regulatory light chain 12A-like
Exons: 5
Coding region: 138-743 (201 amino acids)
Cellular component (GO): myosin II complex; cytoplasm
Molecular function (GO): myosin heavy chain binding; calcium ion binding
Source: RefSeq, a predicted model, not a curated record
CGGGAACCAAUUAACAUAUACGCCAUAUUAAUCAUCUUUCGCGAGCCAGACAACGAACUGAUUCCUCAACAAAGGGCUGAAAGGGAACAUUCCAUUUUUAUUCACUUUGAAGAACAUACACCUGAAGUGACGUCACAAUGUCGAGCACGCGGUCACGACGUAAGAAGGGCGGACGCGUACAGCGUCUGACGUCAAAUGUGUUCGCCAUGUUUGACCAGGCCCAGAUACAAGAAUUCAAGGAGGCGUUUAACAUGAUAGAUCAGAACAGGGAUGGCUACGUGGACAAAGAUGACCUUCAAGACAUCAUGGUAUCACUCGGCAAGGAUCCCUCUGACGACUACCUUGAGAAGAUGAUCACAGAAGCGCCAGGACCAAUAAAUUUCACCAUGUUCCUUACGCUGUUUGGCGAGCGUCUGAAUGGCACAGAUCCGGAAGAUGUUAUUCGGAACGCCUUCGCCUGCUUCGACGACAGGCAUUCAGGUUCCAUUACUGAAGAGUACUUCCGGGAGUGUAUGAUGACCAUGGGGGAUCGCUGGUCUGAGGAAAUGGUGGACGACCUCUUCUACGGAGCACCAAUCAAAGAUGGCCGUUUGGAUUACGUCGAGUUCACGCGCAAUCUCAAACAUGGAUCACGUGACAAGGACCAUGACGACAUACCAGAUAUUAAACCGGAUAUAAAGCCGGAACAGGAAGUUGCAGACAAAAUUCCACCGGAAGUUCCUCCAAAACCAUCUAAAAAUUAAACUGCUGAAUGUACGCAGAUAGAAUUCACACUGGUUUAUAUUUUUUUAUAAUUCGGUCUCGAUUUUCAUACUUACGAAACAUGUAUUUUGUCUGACGGACAUUCUAAGACGGAGGACCAUUUUUGAUGUGACGUUUGUGCCAUAUUAUGAUAUUUUGUAACCAACAGUAUAUUUAUUUAGUGUAUGCUUUUAUACUGAUUUCAUUGAUUUUAAUUUUAAAAACGCCAUGUGAAUGGAAUUACAAUUAAUAAAAGUUUAUAUUACA